AUGUCUACUGCUGUUCGAAUUGCCAGUACUAAGAAACCCGCUAAAUAUGCACUAAUAUUCCUGCAUGGUUUAGGUGACACAGGUCAAGGUUGGUCAUUUUUAGCUCAAUACCUGCAGCAAUACCAUCCAUGUUUUGAGAGCACUAACUUUAUAUUUCCUAAUGCACCCAUAAAGCCAGUUACUGCCAAUGGUGGUAUGCCAAUGCCUUCUUGGUUUGAUAUUAAAGUGUGGGACUGGACAACUUCUAAUGUCGAUACCGUCGGAUUCCAGCAAUCAUUAAAGGAAGUACAGAAAUAUGUUGAUAGUAGUAUUAGCGAUGGGAUAGAACCUCAAAAUAUAAUAGUUGGUGGGUUCUCCCAAGGUGCUGCAUUAGCAUUAGCAUCAGCAGUUACUCUAAAUAAUAAGAUAGGUGCAUUUAUCGGUCUUUCUGGGUUUGCCUACCUUAGAAAUGAACUUCAAGAGACCAGAAAGAACUUAAACCCAAACACUCCUGUGUUCCAUGGUCACGGUGAAAGCGAUGACGUUGUUCCUUUCCCAAUUGGUGUACAAACAGCGGAGUUCUUCAAAUCCGCUGGUGAACUUGAGAACUACACUUUUAAGAGCUAUAGAGGUCUUGGCCACUCAGCUGACCCUGCAGAAUUGAACGAUUUAGCUGAGUUCUUAAAGUCAAAUGUUUACUCAAAAGAUGCAUAA
This is a messenger RNA of Nakaseomyces glabratus, 693 nucleotides long. RefSeq names its product palmitoyl-(protein) hydrolase (gene TML25). Gene Ontology annotation, cellular component: cytoplasm. Gene Ontology annotation, molecular function: palmitoyl-(protein) hydrolase activity; carboxylic ester hydrolase activity. NCBI's taxonomy places the organism in Eukaryota, Fungi, Ascomycota, Saccharomycetes, Saccharomycetales, Saccharomycetaceae. Gene Ontology annotation, biological process: protein depalmitoylation. The record is from RefSeq and is a predicted model, not a curated record.